This is a messenger RNA of Penicillium maclennaniae, 1044 nucleotides long. RefSeq names its product adenosine kinase. Gene Ontology annotation, biological process: purine ribonucleoside salvage. Gene Ontology annotation, cellular component: cytosol; nucleus. The record is from RefSeq and is a predicted model, not a curated record. Gene Ontology annotation, molecular function: adenosine kinase activity. The transcript is spliced from 7 exons. The coding region runs from base 1 to 1044 and encodes 347 amino acids. NCBI's taxonomy places the organism in Eukaryota, Fungi, Ascomycota, Eurotiomycetes, Eurotiales, Aspergillaceae.
AUGUCUGCUCAAUCUUACCCUCUUCUGUGCCUGGAGAACCCUCUCCUCGACAUCCAGGCUCGUGGCGAUGCUGCUCUUCUCGAGAAGUACGGUCUCAAGGCCAACGAUGCCAUCCUCGCCGAGGAACAGCACAUGGGUCUCUACGAGGAACUCAUGGCCAGGGAUGCUAAGCUGAUUCCUGGCGGUGCCGCCCAGAACACUGCCCGUGGUGCUCAGUACCUUCUUCCUGACAACUCCGUUGUCUACAUUGGCUGUGUCGGCAAGGACAAGUACGGUGACAUCUUGAAGAAGACCUGUGAGGAGGCUGGUGUCCACACCGAGUACCGUGUCGACGAGUCUCAGCCCACCGGCAAGUGCGGUGUCAUCAUCACCGGCCACGACCGCAGCAUGUGCACUCACCUCGCUGCUGCCAACGAGUACAAGCUCGAACACUUGAAGCAGCCCCACAUCUGGUCCCUUGUCGAGAAGGCCCAGUUCUUCUACGUUGGCGGUUUCCACCUGACUGUCUGCGUCCCCGCCAUCCUGGCUCUCGCCGAGGAGGCUGCCGCUAAGAACAAGGUCUUCAUGCUCAACCUCUCCGCUCCUUUCAUCCCCCAAUUCUUUAAGGACCAGCUUGACAGCGUCCUGCCCUACACCGACUACACCUGCUGCAACGAGACUGAGGCUCGUGCCUAUUCUGCCAGCCACGAGUGGGGCACCGAAGACGUUGUUGAGAUCGCUAAGAAGCUUGCUGCCCUCCCCAAGAAGAACACCCAGCGCCCCCGCACUGUCAUCGUCACCCAGGGUCUUGAGCCCACCGUUGUUGCCAUUGGCUCCAGCGAUAAUGUCGAGGUCCAACAAUUCCCCGUCCGCGAGCUCCCCAAGGAUGCCAUUAACGACACCAACGGUGCCGGUGAUGCCUUCGCCGGUGGCUUCUGUGCCGGUCUUGUCCAGGGCAAGCCCCUUGCGGACUGCGUCGACAUGGGUCAGUGGUUGGCCAGCAAGAGCAUUCAGGAGCUCGGACCUUCCUACCCCUACCCCAAGCAGGCCUACUCCCGCUCUUAA